AUGGCAGCCAUUUCUCAGUUCUUCCAUAACCUCUACACUAUCUCCAUAGUUUUCUUAACCCUUCUUUUCCUUGAACUCCUCAUCCUUCUCCGUUCCAUCUCCGGCGUCCUGGACUUCUCCGGCAACUCUCCGGUGACAGCGGCCCAAUUCUUCAAACUCAUCGAAAGAAAGAACCCAGCUAGCCGGUACAAGGCAGGACUCAAAGAUGAGGUAAAAGAAUGUGCUGUUUGUUUGUCUGUGUUUGAAGAAAGACAGGAGAUUAGGAAAGUCAAGCAAUGUAAUCACACUUUUCACAAACAGUGUCUUGACACGUGGCUACAACAGGAUUGUCCGACAUGUCCGCUUUGCCGGAUUAGUGUGCUGCCGGAGGAGGUUGUGGCUAGGUACAGACGACAGCGGAAUAAUCAAGAAUAUUAUUACGGGAGUGACGAGGAGAUGAUGGUGUUGUUGUCGGCAUUACAUGGUAAUUAUUUGCGGAGAUUAGCUCAUUAA
Molecule: messenger RNA, 492 nt
Organism: Daucus carota subsp. sativus
Lineage: Eukaryota; Viridiplantae; Streptophyta; Magnoliopsida; Apiales; Apiaceae
Product: brassinosteroid-responsive RING protein 1
Exons: 1
Coding region: 1-492 (163 amino acids)
Source: RefSeq, a predicted model, not a curated record